This is a messenger RNA of Phytophthora nicotianae INRA-310, 1163 nucleotides long. RefSeq lists its product as hypothetical. The record is from RefSeq and is a predicted model, not a curated record. The coding region runs from base 252 to 812 and encodes 186 amino acids. Lineage: Eukaryota; Oomycota; Peronosporomycetes; Peronosporales; Peronosporaceae. The transcript has a single exon.
GGGCUAUAUCCGCUGGGCAAGUCCAUUCGCGCCAGCUUCGCGGGGCUUUCCGAGCCCUGCGACAUGCUGCCGUGCACGAUUGCUACAGUAGAACUUGUAAUGGGUAGACCAUCGCCCCAAUGGUCCACCGCUGUUUGAGAGCACGUAUUUGAGGCGGAGCUCAGUCGCUGCCGCCGUCGAAAUGGCAUUCAUGGUUAUCAUCCGCUUCGGCUGGCAUUCUCCGCUCUUCCGCCCUUAAAGAGCUCAAUUGGAUGCACAUUUUGCACGGCUACUUCAAGGUGGAACAGUACUAUAUAGUCAAGACGAACAUUCUCGAUACAAAUUUUGGGACAGGCCACAAACAAACACGAGCGUUGCUUUCUUUGGGGACGGGGACUCGAACUUGCGCCGUCAGUUGCUUCAUCUGCGCGGAACAUGGCGGUCAAGCGAUAAAUGGCGUCAUCAAUAAGCUUGAUUGGGAGGAAGUCGAAGCUACUUUGCUUUCUGCUAAGCGCGAUGGCGCAGAUCCUGGAUUUGAAGUUUGCGAGCCUCGUUGGAAGACUGGGAGAGAUAUGUCAAGACGGAGAAUCAAGCACUGGUGUCCAGGGCGAUGGCAUUUGAAGAUGGUAGAAUCUACGCUGUCGAAGUCCCUUCUGGUGCCCACGAUGGAUUCUGCCGUUUCCUAUAGUUGGCAGUGCUGUCUGCAACUGGUACUGGUGAUCUGCACUUGGUGCCGCGUGGAUCGAGUUACGUUGAAAGUCUCCGAAAACUCGAGCCCGAUUGCAGUUUUGGUCCUGCUCCUGGCAUUGGUGCCAUUCGUCCCGGUGGCAUGACGUGGAUCGAAUUCCACACAUUGAAGGUGGAAGUGGGCGUCUCACGAGGAUGGCCGUAUUUGAAUCGGAAAGCGGAUCAUUGGAGGCAAUUUCCCGGCGUCCAAUACAUUCUCUGCAUUCGUCUAUCACCAGCGCUACGGGUUCGUGAGUACACGCUCUACACGGUGGAUAAUCGAGCAAAUCCACUACCGCUCAUAGAUCCGUCCGCACUCCCCUAGGGUUCUCUCGGCCCAAUGUGGUGAUCAAUUUAUUUCCGCUUGUAGAGAGGCUAAUUCAGGAAAACCAGUGAAGACAUGUUUGUGUCGAUGCAUUUCGUAAUGAACUACAUGUACUUGUAAUAUUCUCACCAUC